Anthostomella pinea is the source of this 2268-nucleotide messenger RNA. The record is from the annotation of a GenBank genome assembly. NCBI's taxonomy places the organism in Eukaryota, Fungi, Ascomycota, Sordariomycetes, Xylariales, Xylariaceae.
AUGGCAGGACCUUCUGGCUCCUCCGAGUCUUCCAUGACAUCUACAUCGCAUACUCUCACGAACACUAACCCGCCUUCAUUCGCCCACCCUUCGAAACCUCCUGGAGCAAUGGAAAUGCUGGCGCUUUUCGAAGCUAUCAAAUCGGGCAACCGCCACGACUUCUUACAGCCCUCGUCCUCACUACCGACAGCCUCGUUGCAGCUUGCCAAGUCUACCCUCGACGCGUAUGCGGCCCAAGUCAGUGACGAGCAACAACAGCGGCAAAAAGAGGCAAACAAGAAGCGGAAACGCGCCGAUGGUCCGAGUAAAACCGAGGUACUCAAGGUCAGGAACUUACAUGUAGACGGCUUUGAGAGCGGUCAGGUGUGGCAGCAGGCGAAAAGGAUCAUCACGAGCACCCUGCAAGACUCGAAGGAUACGUUACAGGAGCUGGAAGACCGGAACGAGGUACAACUGAACGGCGUCAACGGGGCAUCGGAUGACCUAGAGGUUGAGGGAAGUGACUUCGAGACUGGCUCUAUCAACAGUGGCCAAUUCCCUGCUUCGGAAGAAGAUGGGUCCGAGGGUGGUCUAGAGGUCGGUGAUGAGGACGAGUAUUCCGACGAAGAUGGGCUCGAGGACGAUGUUGAACUCCUGGAAGAUGGGAUGGAGGAGGAAGACGAGAACAUCGAUAUGGAAGAAGAAGAUAUGGAUGAUAAAAGUUCGUCAGAGGAAGCCGCUGAACCACUCGUCAAGGAUCCAAAUGGUCUCAAUGAUGGGUUCUUCUCUAUCGAUGAUUUCAACAAGCAAACCCAAUUCUUUGAGGACGCAGAUGCUCGAGCAGAUCCGAAUGCCGACGAGGCAAGCGACGACGAUGAGCUCGACUGGCACGCCGAUCCCUUUUCCGCAUCGCAACCUGCAGAUUGGAAGAAAUCAAAGAAGUCUCGAGACGAAGACGACGAACUUCCCUCUGGUUUGAUUGAAGAUGAUGAGGAGGAAGAGGACGACAACGAGGACGACGAAGAAGGCGGUGCUACCUUUGGCGACAUGGACUUGGAUGCACCAGAAGGAGACAGUGAAAACGAGGGUGAAGAUGAUGCUAUGGACGACGGCGAUGAAUUCAACGCCAACGACGUCUUCUACAAGGACUUCUUCGCUCCACCACAGCGAAAGGGAGCAAAAAAGAGCAAGUCGCGGGGGUUUGAGAAUUCAAAGUCAACACAGCCGGAUGACGGCGAUAUUGACCGCGCCAAGGCUGACGUCCGCCGUGACUUGUUUGAGGAUGAGUCGGAACAUGAAAACUCGGACGACGCCCUCUCAGACGUUUCUGCAGGGGAUCCUAAAUCAAGGAGAUCCGCCCAUGAAAGGAGGCAGGCCAAGUUGACCGAUGAGAUCCGCAAACUCGAAGCUGCCAAUGUAGCGAAGAGAGAUUGGACCUUGUCAGGUGAAGCUAAAGCCACUCAACGACCAAUGAACUCGCUUCUAGAGGAAGACCUCGACUUUGAGCAUGUCGGCAAGCCAGUUCCAGUCAUUACCACCGAAGUCAGCGAAAGCCUCGAGGAUUUGAUCAAGCGCAGGAUCCUAGCUCAAGAAUUUGACGAGGUGAUCAGAAGACGCCCAGAUUCUGCUGAAUUCUCGACCAACGCUCGGCGAGGACUUGUCGAGGUUGAUGAUAGCAAAGGCAAACAGGGUCUGGCCGAGCUCUACGAGGAAGAGCACACGAAGAAUGCCAACCCAGAUACCUACGUGAGCAAAGCCGAUGCGAAGCUGCAGAAAGAAGAGAAAGAAGUCGAGCAGCUGUGGGCCGAGGUCAGCGCCAAGCUCGACGCUCUCAGCAGUUGGCAUUACAAGCCCAAGCCUCCUGCGCCUUCACUCACUGUCGUGUCGGAUAUCGCAACGAUCAGCAUGGAAGAUGCCCAACCUACAACAGCACAGGGUGUCAGUGGCGGUGACAAUACCCUGGCGCCUCAAGAGAUCUACAAGGCUGGCAAGGACACGGCCGAGAAGGGCGAGGUUGUUGCCAAGAGCGGCCUGCCCGUUGCACGACAGGAGAUGAGCAGGGAGGACAAGGCUAAGAGACGUCGGAGGGAGAAGGAGAGAACUCGCAAGGCCGGUGGCACAGACAGCAAGAAGCCGCAGAGUGCAAAGGCUAGAGAACGGAAAGACACGCUCGGCGAUCUCAAGAAGGGUGGCGUCAAGGUCAUCAACAAGAAGGGCGAGAUUGUGGACAUGGAGGGUAAUAAGGCAAGGGCAGCGAAAGCUGCGUCAAGCGGUAGCUUCAAGCUGUAA